AUGGAAGUUCGUGCCUCUGCAAAAAAGGAUGAAAAGGCAGACUGCCGAAACCCCAGGGAUGAGUCGUCGACAAGUGAUGGAUCCGAGCCACCAAUUCUCCUCGAAGCAGAUGGCGAGCUGGCCAUCGUGGAAUCACGAAAACGAUCUCGCCAACCAAGACGAUCUCAUGGACGAAGACGUGCCAAUAAACAAGCCGUAACAAUUGAUAAUGGAGAGGAACUUCUGCAAAAGCUAGCUUUGUCUGGGAAACGGGCAGCAUCCCCGUCAUCACCGUCAUCAUCGACACGAAAGAAAGUAAAAUUUGUACUAGAUGAUAGCGCCUGCAAGCAAAAAGUAUGCAUCAAGAGUUACAAGAUCCCCAGCGAGUUUGAAGAACUUACGAGGGAGCUAUUCCCAUUGGAUGGGAGGAUAUCCAAUCUCCCAACCGUAAACGUUCUGGCAGAACUUAAGGAAAAGUACUGCGAUGAACAACAUUCUUGGUCCAACGAAAUGCGAGAGGAAUUCAGGCGCCUUGCGCCUAGUAUGGACUUCUCGAUGAAUCUAAGCGCACUUGGCAUUUCGAAUCACAAGAUCUCUUUGGACGCGCACAGCAGCGGCGCCACUUGGAUCCAUUUCUGGUUUCUGCGCGUGAUUUAUGGCCCCUGUGCCUGUUCAAAGCAAAGCUGGUUUCCUGAUCUUGCUGAGAAAUACCCUUGGAUGCUUGAAACAGCUCCAGAAGAUGUCAUGACUCCGGAAGUUCAAUCGUUACCUAAUUUACCGACGUCGUAUUGGCACCUUGUUAACCCUAGGUCUGAAACGCCUCAGAUACCAAAAUCAGAGAGUAUCGAUACUUCCAACCGUUAUGUUAACAAAGAGACUGGAAAGACUGCUUCAAACGAAACCGCACCUGAUGAGAGUAUUCACUGUUGCAGUCCAGACCCUUCUUCUCCAAUUAUAGGGCGGUUUGACAUUUAG
Molecule: messenger RNA, 954 nt
Organism: Trichoderma breve
Lineage: Eukaryota; Fungi; Ascomycota; Sordariomycetes; Hypocreales; Hypocreaceae
Exons: 1
Coding region: 1-954 (317 amino acids)
Source: RefSeq, a predicted model, not a curated record